GUCCUCGCGCCUCAGUAGCCGUCUCGCCGAAGCAGCAAGAGGACUACUGUGCCGGUCCUCAGCGCACUCUGUUUAACGCGCAUGAGCCGCUUCGUCGAACCAGUUACUUACAGAGACUGACAACUAAAGUGAACUUCCUAACAACAGAGUGUGCCAUUAUUACUCCAGUAUCGCCAUGGGCCAGCAACAGCGCCACAGCAAGGACGAUCCGCCCGGCUGCAACUGUGUUGAUCUGUCGGUAGUGACGGAUCCAACCAGCAGCAGAGACGGUGUCUACCGCGGGCCGAACUUGACCUUUUCCAGCAACAACAACCUUCCGGAGAAGCACAACCGGCUCCAGCGGGCCUUGCAAUGGACUCGGGGCGGCUCCGACGACGUUGCUCCGGGCGGCGUCAUUGAUACCAAACCACUGAGGAGCGAUGACGGCGGCGAUGACGUUGCGCCGGCAACAAGCAGAAGCUACAUCGUCCUCGCCGGCGCAGAGUUCCUGGCCACCACCCUCCUCAUGUUCAUGGGCUGCGCGGGCGCCUACAUCGAAAAGGACAAGUUGGCCGCGAACGUCUACGGCUCGGCGGCCUUCGGGCUGGCCGUCUUCAUGUCGUCCAUCAUUUUCGGGCCCAUCAGCGGUGCGCACAUGAACCCACUCGUAACGCUGCUGAGUCUGGCCUUCGGGGGGAUCCGGUGGACGGGCGCCGUGGUGUACAUGGCGAGCCAGACGGUCGGGGCGCUCGCGGGCUACGGCCUGCUCUACGUGGUGAUACCGCCCGACGUGCAAGCGGCCGUCGCGGCUGACGCACCCAAGGGUCUCGUGUGCUGCACCAUCCCCAUGGACUCCAUGGACAACUGGUCAGCAGUCCUGGCCGAGUUCAUCGUCACUUCCAUCCUGUUGGGCAACGUGUGCGCGGGCAUGGCCAACCCGCCCAAAAACACAACCACACCCGCUUUUCAGAGUGGAAUACUCGUUGCUGGCAUCUGCACCAUCGAGGCCAUUUACACAGGCGCAAGUAUGAACCCUGCCAGGUCCCUGUCAGCUGCAAUUUGGAACGGGACUUUCGACAGAUUUUGGGUAUACCUCGUUGGACAAGCCCUCUCGUUAACCUUUGUUGUAACCCUGUAUGCAGUUUUCCGAACUCGCAAAUGACUGAUUAUUUUAAGUGACUUUAGGCUGUUUAAAUUUUUAUUACUAAUCAUCACAAAAGA
Messenger RNA from Frankliniella occidentalis (western flower thrips), 1200 nucleotides. RefSeq names its product aquaporin-2-like. NCBI's taxonomy places the organism in Eukaryota, Metazoa, Arthropoda, Insecta, Thysanoptera, Thripidae. The transcript has 9 exons. The record is from RefSeq and is a predicted model, not a curated record. Gene Ontology annotation, molecular function: water channel activity. Gene Ontology annotation, cellular component: plasma membrane. Gene Ontology annotation, biological process: transmembrane transport. Bases 176 to 1141 code for a protein of 321 amino acids.